Molecule: messenger RNA, 839 nt
Organism: Dendronephthya gigantea
Lineage: Eukaryota; Metazoa; Cnidaria; Anthozoa; Malacalcyonacea; Nephtheidae
Exons: 5
Coding region: 81-755 (224 amino acids)
Source: RefSeq, a predicted model, not a curated record
AAUGCACGAUGAAGCACAUUAUUUUGGAGAAUCGUCAAGUUCACAAGAAAUAUCCAAACGUUGAGUGAGAAGCUGAGAAAAUGAACAAGUUAUUUGUUGCUGUAUUUGUGGUUGCUAUUGGAGCAAGUUAUGGUUUCUUAAUAGACAAUAUUCCCUUUUUGUGCAAGGUGGACAAGGAUUGCGGAGCGCACAAAUGUUGCGCUUUUGGCAGAGUUUGCUUGCCAAAAAUUGGCGCAAACCUCCCGUGUGGUGGCCGCUUAGGUGGCAUACACAAAUGUGGUUGCGAUGAUGGUUUGGAAUGUAAGGUUACUCAGGUGAUUACCGUCACGGUUGCAGACAAAGAAAAGGUCGUUAAGAUCAGACAAUGCAGAGCAUCAGAAGAAGUCGUCGUUCCCAGGGAAGUAAAGUACAACGCUGAACCAGGAAAAAAACGCUUUCUGAGUUCCGUCACUAACGGCAUCACCGGAGCUUUUGAUAAAUUAUUCAGAAAAUGCAGUGCAUCCUCAGAGUGUGGAAACAACCGUUGCUGUUCUAAUAGCGUACCAUUUUGGGUAAGGUGCAUCUUGCAAUAUCCUGAAUUUGUGCCGUGUCACGUCAAUUCUCACUGCUGCGCGUCUGGUCUGGAAUGUAGAAGUGUCUUUGAUGUGACCACUGGCCCUGAAGGGGGUCCAACCAAGAAACCAAUAGAAGUAAAAAUGUGUAGAAAGAUCACUGAUCCGGUGGAACCCCCGACAGAAGUUGAGGUCGAUGAAUAGAGAAAUACACGGACAACAAUCGAUAAUAGGGGAAAAAAGACGUGUAUUAGACAUGAAAAAGUAAUAAAGAGCAUUGAAAAAUCA